AUGAAAGUAAAAAAAAGCGAACAACAUCCAGCUGCUUCAUCCGAAUGGUUCAUUUGGCUGAAUCAUCCAGCUGGAGCAUCCAACUGUACAAAGUUCACUGUGAAAGUGCCUUCUUUAUUGGAAUUAACGUAUAUGAAUACGUACUUUGGAGAAGACGAUGAUGAUGAUCGGUCGUUGGUUAUAGACACCCCAUGUUUAAUAGAUAUAGACAUCUUUGACACUUUGGGACACUCGUGCUCAAUUGAGUAUAUGCCUCGUCUUAUAAUGGCAUCAGUUAGUGUUGAGUUAAAGCUUGUUGACAAGUUUCUGAAAUGUCUAUCUUCGAUCGAGUAUCUUAAGCUAGAUCCUGUAGAUUCUACAAUGGCUCCAUGGUGUAACGUUGUUUAUACUCUACUUAUAGAGUGUCGCAUAUAUCCAUAUAGCAGCUGGAGUGGAGCAUCACUUGGGGGUUUUGCUCUCUAA
Molecule: messenger RNA, 462 nt
Organism: Microthlaspi erraticum
Lineage: Eukaryota; Viridiplantae; Streptophyta; Magnoliopsida; Brassicales; Brassicaceae
Source: the annotation of a GenBank genome assembly